AAGGAAGUUGCUGCGCUCUUUGCGUGCGCUGAUGUGACGUCAGAAGAAACGUUGCUGCCUUUCUGCCCAUGCUCACAAGGACAGGAGGGGAUCAGCCAGACUGCAGCUGAUAGACGUGUUGUAGUGAUGUAAUGUUGGCUGUUUGGUGACUACGGAUGGCUGUCUGUGCCAGGCUCUGCGGAGUGGGUCAGUCGCGGAGGUGCCGGAGGCGACAGCGGCAUAACCAGCAGGAUCAAGCUAGCGAUUCCGACAUGGAUGAGGAGGAAGAGGAGCGGAUCGUGGGUCAGAAGCAAGGCGACGUCGGCGGCGGCGGCGGCGGCGGAGGCCCGGAGAGCGGCGUCGCCACUGCAGGGCCGGGUGACGCUUGUGAAUAUGGCAGCGGUCAUGUCAACAGAGGAGGCUUUCCGGAUCGCACAAGCACGGGACCUCCACACCCGCAAUCAUUAGCGGAGCUACCGCCGGAGCUUUUGGUGGAAAUAGUCUCCUUGCUUCCCGGGACAGCACUACCAAAUGUUGCCCUCGUCUGCAAGAAAUUUAGACAAAUACUUAACACUGAAACCAUCUGGAGAAGGCGGUGCAUGGAAGAGUUUGGCAUGAAGGAUGAUCUGAGGAAGAUGGAAGUGGGAGGAGUGUCUAGCCGGGACCUCUAUGUUAAACGUGUCAACCCAAGGGUGAAGUCUGGGCGCUUUAUGAAGCUCCUCCCGGAUUACGAGCACAUGGACUAUAGAGACGUGUACACACACUUGCUUCACCCAUACAGACAUAUCUUGGGCUUAUGGCAGCCUGACAUAGGGCCUUAUGGUGGAUUGCUCAAUGUUGUGGUGGACGGGCUGUUUAUCAUCGGCUGGAUGUAUUUGCCCCCUCACGACCCCCGUGUGGAGGAUCCCAUGAGACGACGGCCGCUUUUCCGUAUCCACUUGUUGGAAAGCAAUAAAGCCACUGUAGAGUGUAUGUACGGACACAAGGGUCCCCACAAAGGAGACAUACAGACUGUGAAGAAGGAUGAAUUUUCAACAAAGUGUAACCAGACUGAUUAUCACCGAAUGCCAGGGGGCAGACAGGAGGAGUUCAGAACAUGGUUGGAGGAAGAAUGGGGCCGAACACUGGAAGAAAUCUUUCAUGAGCACAUGCAGGAGCUCAUCCUUAUGAAGUUUAUUUAUACCAGUCAAUAUGAUAACUGCUUGACAUACCGGAGGAUCUACCUGCCUCCUGCGAUGCCCUCUGACCUGCUGCCCCCAGGCCUCUUCAAAGGCACCUACGGCAGCCACGGCUUGGAGAUUGUCAUGCUCAGUUUCAUUGGGACUUAUGCGAGAGCCACCAAGCUCACUGGAGACCCCAAUGUUCCUGCAGGGCAACCCACUUUGGAUGUUGACCUGAGACGGCCUGUGGUCCUCCCAGACUUGGAGCAGCAGCGCAACAUAGAGGAGCUGUCCCGGCUGGUAAUGGGGGUACACGAGGAAGUGCAGCGAGAAGAUCAACAACAGGCCAUGGACACUUCUGCUGCAGCCAGAGGUGCAGCAGAGGGGGCCACUGGUGGUGCCAGCGUAGCAGAAGGAGUGGAGGAAGACCACGUUACCUGUUCAGACAGCUGCCAGCCUGGCCCAAGCACCACCACCACCUCCACCACCACCACCUCCACCAGUCCUCCCGAAGCCCAGCCCUUCGUCCUGCCCUUGGGAGUUAUGGCUCGCAACGAGGUUUACCCUCGCACCUGCAGGAAAUGCUUCUAUGGGACAGGCCUGAUCGCUGGGCAUGGCUUUACAAGUCCAGAGCGCACCCCGGGGCUCUUUGUGCUGUUUGAUGAGGACCGUUUUGGUUUCAUCUGGCUGGAGUUGAAAUCUUUCAGUCUGUACAGUCGCCUGAUGGACCACCUAGCUCACUCUCACGCCCCAAAUAUGGAGCGAUUUGAGGCCAUGCUGAUGAACAUGCAGUCCUGGACGUCCUGAUGCACCACGUUUUAAGCCUUCACUUACAAUACAUACAGUGCAUAAUAACAACCAUUUUUACACAAAUCACCUCUGUCCCCUGCUAACUAAACGUUACUACCGCGAUAGCUGUAACUUUCCCCGUUCUGUCUAUAUCUGUUUCACAAACAUUGCAUUUUACAGUCUAAUUAAUCUAGUAAUGUCACCCUGACUUGACUCCUGUUCUUAUAGAAGCACUUUGAACAGCCUCCCAAGUCACCAUUUAUCAGCUCACCUCAGUAUGACCGAAAGCCUCCAUUGCAGCAUGAAAGCAGGUCACAUUAACCUUUUCAUUUAUUUAUUUAUUUAUUACCUGCAGGAGAUGAGAUGGAAUGAGAUUUCAUACCACUUAGUAUGGAUCAAACUGUGCGUGCCUCUUAUUCUAAAACCAUGUCUGUACUUGAUAGUGCUUGAAGAUGAUAAAGGUGUCCAAUGUAUUCUACUAUAUAGCAUUAUAUUGAUUUCAGUGCCCAACAUGAACUGCAUGCUGCAUUUUAUUUAGAUCUAAUCGCAUCUCACUCAUAAACAUGAUCUGAACAUGA
Molecule: messenger RNA, 2506 nt
Organism: Perca flavescens (yellow perch)
Lineage: Eukaryota; Metazoa; Chordata; Actinopteri; Perciformes; Percidae
Gene: fbxo31
Product: F-box protein 31
Exons: 10
Coding region: 156-1946 (596 amino acids)
Biological process (GO): SCF-dependent proteasomal ubiquitin-dependent protein catabolic process
Cellular component (GO): SCF ubiquitin ligase complex
Molecular function (GO): protein binding
Source: RefSeq, a predicted model, not a curated record